Molecule: messenger RNA, 704 nt
Organism: Eremomyces bilateralis CBS 781.70
Lineage: Eukaryota; Fungi; Ascomycota; Dothideomycetes; Eremomycetales; Eremomycetaceae
Exons: 1
Coding region: 50-550 (166 amino acids)
Biological process (GO): translation
Cellular component (GO): ribosome
Molecular function (GO): structural constituent of ribosome
Source: RefSeq, a predicted model, not a curated record
CUCUCUAACCCACAGCCACAGCCAGAGAUCUUGACUACAGUUGGUCAAGAUGAAGCUGAACAUCUCCUUCCCCGCGAAUGGCUCGCAAAAGCUCAUCGAAGUCGACGAUGAGCGCAAGCUUCGCGUCUUCAUGGAACGCCGAAUGGGUGCCGAAGUCCCAGCCGACAGCCUGGGCGACGAAUUCAAGGGCUACAUCUUCAAGAUCACCGGCGGCAACGACAAGCAAGGUUUCCCGAUGAAGCAGGGUGUCAUGCACCCGACUCGUGUCCGAUUGCUCCUCUCCGAUGGCCAUUCCUGCUACCGCCCGCGUCGUACUGGUGAGCGUAAGAGGAAGAGUGUCCGUGGCUGCAUCGUGGCUCAGGAUUUGGCUGUCCUCGCUCUCUCCAUUGUCAAGCAGGGCGAGAACGAUCUUCCCGGCCUCACCGAUACCGUCCACCCGAAGCGAUUGGGCCCCAAGCGCGCGACCAAGAUCCGACGAUUCUUCGGCCUCACCAAGGAGGAUGAUGUAUGCGAAAUAACCACUGUUGAUCCACCAUUGUAUCAAAGCUGAUGGUUUCCCCCUAGGUCCGCAAGUUUGUCAUUCGCCGCGAAGUUCAGCCCAAGGGCGAAGGGAAGCAACCCUACACCAAGGCUCCCAAGAUCCAGCGUCUUGUGACCCCUCAGCGUCUCCAGCACAAGCGUCACAGGAUCGCACUCAAGCGACG